Mesorhabditis spiculigera is the source of this 651-nucleotide messenger RNA. The record is from the annotation of a GenBank genome assembly. NCBI's taxonomy places the organism in Eukaryota, Metazoa, Nematoda, Chromadorea, Rhabditida, Rhabditidae.
AUGUUCUCGCCGGCGCGUCCGAUCCCUGCGGAUUUUGAGAAGAACGUGCGAAUGGGAGACGCUGUGGCCUAUUGCACGAAAUGCAAGCACCAUAAGCCGCCGAGGACCCACCAUUGCAAAGUUUGUGGUAUCUGCGUGAUGCGAAUGGACCAUCAUUGCCCGAUUCUACAAUCAUGCGUCCAUCACCACAACUACAAAUUCUACCUGCUUUAUCUGACGGUCCCCUGCUGUCUCGGGAUAUUUGUGGCCAUUUGGCUAAGAGGUACCUUCUGGGAGCUGUUACUGGUGUUGUUCGGUGGCGGCGAGCUCAGUUUCGUCGACAACGCAAUAUUUGGAGCAUACACAAAUGCUCUGGUAAUAGCCGUCGGUGUCGGCUGGCUGGCUCGUGAGCAUCUGUUUCUGGCCCGCUACAACCGAUCAAGCAUCGAGCAGACCGUGCUCGAAUCGACGGAUUUUCAGGACGGGGAUAAGGCCGAGCUAGAAAACAUCUGCACGGCGUUUGGUGUGGGCCCACGUCUACCGCAUCGUCUAGCCGUCCUCCAACGUGUUGUGGACGGCAUUUACUGGCUGCUCCCACUGAACGGCAACGUCCCAGAUGAUUCGAUCAAUUAUAACAGCCGACUCGUCGACCCGCAAUCCAUAGCGCUUGGA